Triplophysa dalaica is the source of this 1495-nucleotide messenger RNA. RefSeq names its product cAMP responsive element binding protein-like 2 (gene crebl2). The transcript has 3 exons. Gene Ontology annotation, biological process: regulation of DNA-templated transcription. Bases 171 to 548 code for a protein of 125 amino acids. Gene Ontology annotation, cellular component: nucleus. The record is from RefSeq and is a predicted model, not a curated record. Lineage: Eukaryota; Metazoa; Chordata; Actinopteri; Cypriniformes; Nemacheilidae. Gene Ontology annotation, molecular function: DNA-binding transcription factor activity.
GUCAUGUGAUCCAGAAGCGGAAGAGCACUCAUAGCAUUGGGCUAAAAACACAGUCGCUGCAGAUGCAGUAUAGAUGAAAAAUCAUCUUAAUCUGUGUUUAUAAUCGAUGAAAGUUUUAUGCUCGACGAUCAGAACACGACAGCCGAUCAUUGUUCACAACACGACACGUAAUGGAUGAUAGCAAGAUGGUUGGUGGUAAAGUAAAGAAACCUGGUAAACGCGGGCGUAAACCUGCCAAGAUCGACCUGAAGGCCAAACUGGAGAGAAGCAGACAGAGCGCACGUGAGUGUCGUGCCAGGAAGAAACUGCGUUACCAGUAUCUGGAGGAACUGGUAUCCAGUAAAGAGAGAGCCAUCUGUGCCCUGAGAGAGGAGCUGGAGAUGUAUAAGCAGUGGUGUUUGGCCAUGGAUCAGGGGAAAAUACCAUCGGAAAUUAAAGCUCUUUUAACCGGAGACGACCAGAAGCCACCACAGAGCUCCGGCACUAAAAUACCCAAAAACAGCAAAUUCAGCUCCACAGGAACCGGCCAGAACAAGAUGGCACCGUAAUCAACAUGCGGUGAGAGGACACGGAUCAGUUCUAGAGAAUGAUAAAUGUGUGUAAACAGUAUUGAAUGUGGACAAAGUGUUUUAUGUGUUUGGUUAUGUGAUGUUAAAUAAGCUCAUUUUAUGAAAGGAGUCAGAAAGGAUAAUUCACAUUUGUCUGACAUUAGUUGAAUAUUUAUGUGGCGUGACUUUGUCUUCCUUUAUAUAUUUCAUGUGGAAUCUUUCUGCUUCCAAAUAUUUAAGGUUUCAACAUUCACAAAGUCAAUGGAGACAGGAAGGUUUGUAUUCACGAGAUAAAUUACAGAAUAUUUUCUAUUGAUUGGGAUGAAAAGUCACACCAUAAAACCUUCAGAGAUAAGAACACUAUGUUGUCUUGAUCGGCCUAUUGCACUUUAAAAAAAUUGAAGAAUUCAACGCAUAGCACUUGUUUUUGGCUCUUGUAUAAAUUGGGGUGGUGUGUCGGGACUCGGGAAGAAUUAAUGUUUGUUGUAUUUAUUUCAUUAACAGAACUUUAAAUGCACUUUUCUUUAAAGCUCCUCAUUUAUUCUGCUCGUACUUCAUUAUCUUUAUAUUCAUUUUUGCUUUGUGUUUGCUAUUUGACAAUGAAAACUAAUAAAAAAAGCACUUAACUGAUUAGAAAAGGAUUGAAUGAUUGUUGUUAUCUGCCCAAAUGUUUUACUUUCGCUUUCUUUUCAUUUCAAGUUUAAUAACUGAUUGUUUGACUGUGUUUAAGCUAAAUCAUGUCGAACAUGUAGUUUAAUUUCACGUUAACAGAAUCUGUUUUUCUUUGGCAUAGUUUAGAGAUAGAUAUUUUUAUAUGACAUGGAUGAAAUGUAAACUCGUAUUUGUUGAAGAUAAUGCAGAAAUAGUUCUAAACAUUGUCCUGUUACCAAUGUUGCUUUGCAGUUGUUCUGUGAUCUUGUGAAUGAUAUAAACACGUCCCACCUUUA